Molecule: messenger RNA, 3231 nt
Organism: Opisthorchis viverrini
Lineage: Eukaryota; Metazoa; Platyhelminthes; Trematoda; Opisthorchiida; Opisthorchiidae
Exons: 12
Coding region: 1-3231 (1076 amino acids)
Source: RefSeq, a predicted model, not a curated record
AUGGGUGCUAUACAAGGUUUGAAACUUGCACAACGCAUCGACUUUGCCCGCAUCAUGAGCCCACAAGGGAAUCACUUGAAAAGGCGGCUGAUAGAACGUUCUGGCGAGAUGGUCGGGGACGAGAUGGCCCAAGUGGUCCGACCUCCACCACUCGGCUUCCCCUGUCUAGGCUUGGGCAACCUGGCAGUAUCCCAGCCCUCGUGCUUCCUUCGGGUGGCAUGGCAGCUAGGUACCGGAAGGGUGCUACAGCUGAACGCUUUCUUUCUUUCUAUCACGAAAUUAUGCCAAAUCCUGGCUUGUGGAAUCUCCCUCGAUCCUUCCUAUGAUUGGAGGAUGACACUCGGAAACAUCACGUACUGCAUUCUCGUACUUCUGUUCCAAGCAAACGCCGCAUUCCGGAUCUACGCUCCACCCCUCUCGGAAGAAUUCAUUACCUUCCUUAACGAUCUUUUGUCAAAUGGCCCGCCAGACGAAUCCGACAUCCAUUCGCCAUCAUGCUCUGUCGACGAGUUGGACAAUGUAUUGGACUGGAAGCGAUUGAUCCGUCUACCGGAAAUUUGCUUGCUUCAGGGGUUCAAACCACUCCAAAUUCCAACGCAGCAGCGCUUAUGCGAAACGGAGUCGCAGGCGCCGUUAUUCCCAUUCAAUAUGGAUUGGUUACAUGCACGAAAUUCGGUGAAACCGCUUCAAACGGAUGCUGAUCAACCGAAUGCUAACGUGCUUCAUUAUUUCCGUCUGACAUCCUCUCAACAAAUCAUCCACGAGCGGAUUGAAUUCAUCCUAAAGUCGGCUCGCGAUUACUCUAAAGGAACGGCCAUAAAGCUGGAGAAAAUUUAUUCUUUAAAAAAUCGUUUAACUGUAGCACUUCUUCGGUGCCUAGCUUCCGUGCCACUAGAAGGAAGCACUAGGGAUGGGAUACUGUCAGGUCGCCCAAGCCUAGACAGGGGAAGCCGAGAUACAGAGUUCGGGUUCGAACCACGAACCUUCCGGUCAUUAAAUUCGCGCUCUAACAAACUGAGCGAUCUCGCAGGAACACUAGUCGCCAUUACUAUCUUUGUUAACCGAACCGCCGUCCAACGAACCUUUUUCUGUGUCGAACUGCCUUUCAUCUACUUGUUGUUUACCUCUUUGUCUUGUGGUCUGUCCUCCUCACAUAGAAUCAUUGCCCGUGAGUAUCCAGCUUUACUUGGCUGGAUUGAUGGCGAUUCCGGGCCGCUGAAUUCAUCUUUCCCCAACGGUCUAUUCCGUACCGUUGCUAGAAAGCCACCUGUUCUCGCUGAACUGAUAAUUCCUUCGCACGUCAGUCAGCAACCGUCCUCUGAUGACACACCGCUGGAUGAGAACAACUUGACUAUCAUGCACCGAACUGAGGCUAAUAGCUCAACGGGAAAUCAGACUCUGUUCAACCACCAUGCGGUGCCUCUACAAAUAGAGAUUCAGCCGAAUGAUAAUACAACCAACACAUCAGACCAACGUGUGCUCACGGAACAAUCACUUCCCGUCCAACGUUCUACCAACGCUGCUUCCGAUGCUUCAUCUGAACCAACGGCGCAUGUGGACCAAAUCGCUGGUGAACGAAAUCUGCACUCAGGAAUGGCAAUCACACCACGUUCACCAAAUGAGCCAGUAGAGUGGAGGGCUACGCCCGCGAAUUCAAUUGAACAAAUCUCCAGUAGGACAGCAGAUGCUGCGCGUUCUACUUCGACAACGACAACCUCUGGAUCUGCAUCCGGUGGUUUGAUUGUGAACGCGGAACUGGCGAAAUUCAUUCAAGAACAGGCUAGUCAGGUCGCAGCCAGACAGCAACGUGCCGAACUGUCCUCGUUAAGUCCGAACAUCAACGGUGAUCAUCCCGAUGCAGCAAACAGGGCCCCGUCCACCAAUAAUGAUGGUUCAACUGUUCACAGGACCGGUAAGGCGAACCAGACUCGCCUUUGCUUGAGCGCUGCGUUUCGUCGCGACCUUCCUCCGCGUUUUGCUCGACGAUUACAAGCGGAGCUACUCGAACGCGAAGCACAGGAACAGAGACUUGGCACAAAUGUUGAGUCGAGUGAUAAGCUAAAUCGCGAAUUUACUGACCGGAAUGUCCGUGGUUCGAACCCGACCUCUACAUCUCCGCUUCCCCUGUCUAGGAUUGGGCACCCUGGCAGCGGUAUCCCAGCCCUCGUGAAACCUUCGGGUUGCAUGGCAGUUAGGCACCGAAAGAGUGCUCCAGCUGAACGAUUUUUUCGGGAUUGGGUUUCGCUCACUUCGAGCGUAGCCAUGCUGAAUCUCGACCAGCCUGCUCCAUUGGCUCGUAAAGAAUCCGAAGCACCGUUUGAACUUAAUUCAUUGUUAUCUACAACAGGUGAUCCGGUUGCGUCCGAUGAACUGAUCACCAUAUCCCCAGCUGUUAACUCCAUUGAGGCUGGUAUCUUCUCUUCUGGCUCACUUCAGCCCGCACACGUACUCCAUGCUCGACAGCUCACCACCAGUUCGACUCCAUUUCUUACUCCAGUCCAAAACGCGUCAUUGGAUGUGAGCCCAAGAUCGUACGUCGCACCUCCACUUUCUAUGUACCCCACGCCUCCGAUGCCUUUACCCUUCUCCCGGUCACACAUGAUUCCAGAUUUCCAAACGGCACCGCCCACAGCGCCACCAGCACCUCCAGUGUUCGGUUCUCAAAUCCCACCGCGAUCCUCACUGUAUGACUGGCAUCCACCUAAUCGGGUGUUUGAUCCGGUAAACACAGCUCCGGUGUCCUUCGCAUUACCCUACACCUCCACUGUGAUUCCUGCACAGCCGGUCCACUCAACCAUGUCAAAUCCAUUGCUCCCGAUUUCAGACCAUCUUCCUCCGCUAGACCUUGACAACAUCGGUGAAGGUGUUGGUUUCCCAGGACAGUACCGCUUGAGGUCGCUAGGACAAUCAGCAGAAUACAACUCCGCCACUGUGAAUACGGAUGCCGCAAGAUUUGUCCAGCACUCACUGCUGCUGAACAGUUCUGCAACGUCCACAAAAGGCUUCGCCUAUCCAACGGAAGGACUACUGGAGUCUAGUGUACUCCAUCCGGCGGCGGUGGUUACCUCCACCGAGCAAGAACAGUGUCUCAAUUUCCCGCCGCUGUCAUGCCACACGAAGGAGGCACGAGAGCUGGGAUCUGCCAGAUCGCCCAAGCCUAGACAGGGGAAGUCGAAUGGCAGAGGUCGGGUUCGAACCACGGACCUUCCGGUCAGUAAAUUCGCGCUCUAA